ACAUAUUUACGAAGGUAUGAAGUGUGAUAAAUCGCUGUGUUUGUAACUAACUGUUCAUAAUUUUCAUUGCACAUUAACUGCUCUCUAUAUGAAAUUUUUCAUCUGCGGUGACAACAUUAGAUUAACCAAUUGUGUAACAAAAGAAAGACACCUAAUAGUUACAAUCACUUUGAAUUUAGUUCUGGAGAACAACAGCGACUAAAAAUUGCAUCCAUAAUAACGACAAUUUGUUACCUCGAAGCGAAUUAAUUUCUUUUGAAACAUUUAUUUAAACGAACAGACUUUAAUGUUCAUAGAUAUACCGAAAUCAUGGGUGUAAUAUUUGGACAAAGAUUGCAACAGCGACACAGCAUAAAUGCUUUCAUCACAAUUACAAUCAUCAUAAUACAACAGAUAUGUUUCACCACAUCCAUUGACGCGUUAGAUUCUACCUCCACUGAGUACAGUAUAGUCGGUCAAACAAGUAGCAUUAGUACAUCAUCAAGCGGAGCCCUCAGUUCGUUAGGACCAUCGGAUAAAAUAACAACCAAAAUUUACGGCACUAUUACACCUGCACCAAAAAUACAAAAACGGACGAGUACCAUUUCCGAUGGGAAAAAUAAGAAAGCGUUGGUUGACAGUAAAAAUCAUUCCAGAGAGGCUUUGUCCCAAGAAGAAAGUCAUCGAGAACCGGUUGUAUACCUAUCAGACACAUCAGGCUAUGUGCCGGUAACAUCAUUACGUGGCCGUCCCGGUGUAUCAAUACCGCCAUCAGGUCCAUAUCAUACUGCACCCGAUUUAGAGACGUGGAGACCGGAUCCGUGGGAUCGAGACUACAAUCAUCGACAUCGAUACAACACUACUCGAGUUCAACAUAUUGAAGCUGAAUGCCAAGACGACUAUAUGAAAAUUCGUGUUGGAUUUAAUGGUUCAUUUACUGGCUUAUUAUAUUCGGCAGGGUAUGCAUACGACCCAGACUGCAUGUACAUCAACGGUUCAGGUCGAGAUUAUUAUGAAUUUUUCAUUCAACUAAAUCGAUGUGGAACACUCGGAAAGAACGCAAUUCACGAGAAAUCGCGUGAAAAUCCAACGAAUUUCAUGUGGAACACAAUUACGGUCCAGUACAACCCAUUGAUCGAAGAGGAAUUCGAUGAACACUUUAAAGUCACUUGUGAAUAUGGUUAUGAUUUCUGGAAAACUGUUACAUUUCCAUUCUUAGACGUUGAAGUCGCUACAGGUAAUCCAGUUGUAUUCACACUUUCACCGCCCGAAUGCUACAUGGAAAUACGAAAUGGGUACGGUGUUGGCGGCAACCGAGUAACAGGACCAGUUCGGGUUGGAGAUCCAUUAACGUUAAUGAUUUAUAUGAGAAGUAAGUACGACGGAUUCGAUAUCGUGGUCAACGAUUGUUACGCUCACAAUGGAGCUACUAAACGGAUUCAAUUAAUAGACGAAUAUGGAUGUCCUGUCGACGAUAAGUUAAUCUCACGCUUCCGUGGUACAUGGUCAGACACUGGUGUUUAUGAGACUCAAGUUUACGCUUACAUGAAAACUUUCCGGUUCACUGGGUCGCCAGCCUUAUAUAUAGAAUGUGAUGUUCGGAUGUGUCAUGGUCGAUGCCCGAGUCAACCGUGCCAUUGGAGGAACCUGAAAACAGUGGCCAAACGUGAUGUGUCCAACCAAACACUAAUUUUGGAUUCGAAUUCCACAACGUCAGAAAAGAAGGAUGCUCCAUUGUCGGAUAACAUAAGUUUGUUCCAAUCGUUACGAGUACUACAGGAGGGCGAAGGAGAGGACACAAAUGACAUUCGAAAAAUCAAAGAACCGUACGAGUCUUGCAUGAAAACAUCGGUUUUGGCAACAUUAUCGGCUGGCAGCGGUAUUUUAUUGUCGAUUUUGACAAUAUCACUGUUCGUCACGUGUACGAAGCUGCGCGAUCGUAAAAAGGAAUCCGGCCUUUAUGAUGCGUACGUAAAUCAUAAAGGACAGAUUGACUGAUAUGAUUAUGAUGGAUGGCCAAAAUGGAGAACCAAACAGACACAAUAAAUAGAAAAUUAAUUUAAAUUAUUUUAGUUUACUCUUUUGAAGAAAAAGAACAAAAAAAAAGAAAUUCGUCACUUCCAUUUGUGAUUUAUACUUAGAAUUGAUCGAUAAUUUCAAUCUGACGCUCAUUUGAUUGGUACCGAUUUUUGUUGGAUUUAUUUUUGGAAGGAGAUCAUGAACAGUACAUGAUGGUCAGUACAUGAUAAAUCAAUACGCAAAUAGACAUUUCUGUUAUUCGUUCAGAUGAAAAGAGAUGCAGAAAAUGACUUUGACUAAUUUAAAGUUUAAAACCUAGAAAUAAGAAAGACUCAGACUUUCUCCUGUUUCAUUACAAAUCUUUAACCUUUCACAAACGUUAAGCGUAUCACCAACAUAAUUAUCAAAUCUAUUACUUUCUUUGUUCAAACCCUCUUUAUUAACAGAUUGACACGAAAUCUUUGUCUUCAUUAGCUUUUAAACAUACCUGUCACUAUUUUAGGCGACACUAUCGAAUAUACUUUCAUGUCGCCUAGGUUAAUAAAUAAUGAAUGACAGGCCAGUUUGUGAGGUUUUAUUUGGUAUAUCACAGCCACUUAACGAUAAUUUUACAUUAAGAAAUGAAGUUGUGAGCGCAUGAAUCGAAUAGAACUUGAGUAAAAGGACAGUUUAACGUUUGCAAAAUCCAAUAAAUUUGUUGCAGACAGAUUGAGCCGAUUGAAAUUAUCGUUAGCGUAGAGAUAUUAUUUCCUAAGAAUUUCAGUGAAAACAAUUCAAACCCUUUCGCAUUCCAUUUUUUACUCAAAUUUUUGUUUUUGAUUUAAGGUCUUAAGUUGGAAUAAGUUAGCAAGAAUUUUUAAGUUGUAAAUAAAUAUGAUAAAACGGGGGCUUAUAAACAUUUUUGGUAAUUUUGGGCAAAUUUUGGUGAUGGAAUUAGGAAUAAAAAAAUUAAUUUUUCUCAACUCGGUGACGAAAAGUCAAACUUUUGUUGCAAUUUUUGAGAAAAAUGUUGUAUGCAACGCUGUGAUAAAUGAUUUUUUCGGCACACGAUGUGUACUGUCACACUUAGGCCUAAGACCGAAAACUCGAGUGACAAUCUACACAUCAAAUGCCUAAAAAGGCAUUUAUCACUCGGUGGCAUAAAUAACUAUUCUUCUAUUGAUGUAAAUAGUCGCUUUAAAUUCGAUUCUAAUGAUUUUACGAUUAGAGAUUAAUUGACCUACAGUAAUAAUUGAUUUUAAGCUGAUUUAAGAUUUUGAUGUGAACUUAUCGUUUUACAAAUUUAGCGAAAUAAAGAAAAAUUGAGUAAGGA
Molecule: messenger RNA, 3310 nt
Organism: Bradysia coprophila
Lineage: Eukaryota; Metazoa; Arthropoda; Insecta; Diptera; Sciaridae
Product: cuticlin-5
Source: RefSeq, a predicted model, not a curated record